GGUUUUCUCAACACAUACCAUUCUGUGUCUGCUGCUGUCCAUGUUGAUCUACCUCGGCGGCCUGCGCGAUAGGUGGCAAGACUUCACUACAUAUUCAAUCACAUUAGGUCGGCUUUCAUGCUCUGUCUGAUGAGCCGAUAGUUGCCCGGAUACCAUUGCUAGUACAGUCGCCCUUUUUAAACGCGAAUGCAACCACCACCGUUUGACGGCUCUCCACCAGCCCCGUGUGCACAUAUACGAGUUGGUACGCCGAGCUCGGCUUGAGGACGCCCCGGGAGAGCCUCGACCUUCAUUAGUCUGUCGGUGGUGCCAGGCAGCCGAGGCUCACCACAUAAAGUAAGGCUAGUCAGGCCCAACCUGGGGUGAGGGGGUCGAGAAGUAUAUAAUGGGCACAAAAGACCCCAGUACAAACAGCACGCCUUGCGCCAUAUCAUAACUUCUGGCAGAAAAGAAUCAAGAGCAAUAACAUGAAGGCCUACACUAAUGAAGGACCAGUCAACUGUGAUGCCGAGUUCGACAGCAGUAACGUCAAAGGCAAAACAGCCAUAGUCACCGGCGGCGCAAAUGGUAUUGGUGAGGCUUAUGUUCGUGCAUUGGUCGGCGCAGGAGCGUUCGUGCUCAUUGCCGAUAUCAAUGAAGCGGACGGUACAAAGCUUUCAAAGGAGAUGGCCAGUGCUACCCAAUUCGAGAAAUGUGAUGUCACGAGCUGGGCCGAUCAGCUGGCAGUUUUCAAGUCGGCAAUUUCGUCCUCGCCCUCUGGAAAGAUUGAUAUUGUCGUCGCGAAUGCUGGCAUUGGCGGCGAAGACCCAGUCUUCUCAACCAACGUAGAAGAAGAAGACCCCGAAGAACCCAGGUUGAAAACCCUAGAUGUCGAUCUGGUCGGCGUGUUGUACACGAUCAAACUCGCGCUCCAUUACUUCCGCCGACAGAAUGCUCUGAGUAAAGGUGAGGACUUGGACCAGGUCCUGGUCAUUCAAGGUAGUCUUGCGGGAUUCCUGGGAUUACCUGGAGCACUUCAGUACUCAGCCUCAAAGUACGGCUUGCGUGGGGUAUUCAGGACCCUUCGCCUUACUGAACAUCAGCACAAGAUUCGAGUUUCUUACAUCGGACCCUGGUUCAUUGAGACGAAGAUCAUGAACGACAAGACUAUUCAGCAGUUGAAGGACACCGAUACAGCGUUUGCCACUGUCCAGGACUGUGCAAGAGCGCUGAUGAGGAUCGUGUCGGAUAGUAACACAUCAGGCAGGGCUUUCGCGAUCUUGCCUCGACAAUGGGCAGCUGCUGGAUACAUGGACCUCUGCGACGACGACAAAGAGGACACCCUGUUGGGGAAAUUGACUGCAGGAAUUGCUGCAGCACGCAGCCAUCCUCAGGGUUCUGAUGCGAAACCGAGCACCAAGGUUGAAUGGUGAGGGUCUUCAUUGUAGGCCUUUCCUGGUGCCGGGCAAUGUAGUACGGCGGGUGCAAUAUGCUAGAGGAACUUGCGUGUUUGAGGCAACAUUACCAUUGUCGAGAAAAGCAGUGACCGAAGCCGUUUGAAUAAGUGAACAGGGGCAAAUACCACACAUUACCAUGUUACUAGUAUCCAUGUUGCGCGAAGUUCAGCCGAAUAUGGUGGCGCUCUUUCUGGAUCAUGAAAAGGUGCCAAGAUUGCCCGAUUAGGUAGGCCCGCCUGCUUUUAGGGGAAGUCUCAAAUCUCUUGGCAAAAAUCCCCCGGGGACUUCGGUUGCGUUCUCAAUUCU
Molecule: messenger RNA, 1742 nt
Organism: Exophiala viscosa
Lineage: Eukaryota; Fungi; Ascomycota; Eurotiomycetes; Chaetothyriales; Herpotrichiellaceae
Product: glucose 1-dehydrogenase
Exons: 7
Coding region: 468-1412 (314 amino acids)
Molecular function (GO): oxidoreductase activity
Source: RefSeq, a predicted model, not a curated record